AUGCCCAAGCCCAAGGGAGGCAAGUCGUCGGCCUCGGCGGGCACACGCAAAAAGCAUGCCGCCCGCAAGGCCGCCCAGGACGAUGACGAAACCCAGCCUCAGCAACAACAGAGGAAACAGCAAGGCAAAGGUGCCGGAGGCAAGAAGUUGUCAAAGGCCCAACGCAAAGCCUUGCCAAAGAUCAAGCAAUAUAUCCCCCCUCCCAAGCCGCCUGCACCCCCCAUUCCCGACCCGCUCGACAGCCAGGGCCUUGCGCGCACCCUCCCUGCCGACCUUGUCGUCGUUCUCCGCCGCCUGGGCAAGAAGGACGAUGUCACACGCCGCAAGGGUCUCGACGAGCUGCGCGACAACUGGGUAGCUGUCAUCACUGCCUCACCAGGAAACGAAGCGCAGGAGAUUGAGCGCGAAAUUGCCGAGCACGCAGUGAUUGCUGCCAUUCCCGUCUGGCUUCACAACCUCGCGAGCCUGCUUCAAUCCCCCUUCCAUCGCUCGCAGGCACUUCAGCUCCACGGCGAGCUCCUCGGUGUGCCCAGUAUCCGCGGCGUCAUUCUGGAUGGUCUUGCACUCGGAUACCUUCCCGGCACGCACGACAGGGACAUUAUUGGUUCUUGGCUGGUGGCCGCGCUCGAGGAAGGUAGGAGAGCUGGCGGCGCGGCUCUCAAGGUCUGGGACGCGAUUGUUCGAUUCGGCCCGGCUCCGAACAUUGAGGGUGAGGAGAAUGCCUACGCCAGCCAGCUCGACCUCAUCCCACACCUCCCCGCACUGGCCGAGUAUCUCUCGCUCAGUACACUUGACCCCGCCACGCUUCACCGCGACAUCCAUCCAGCUCCCGUCCAGUUUGCAUUCGCAGCGCCAGCGACCAAGGGCAAGGACGCCAAGGGCGGCAAGGGAGCAAAGGGCCGGCCAACGCCGGUUCCGACGCCGACGCCUCCACCAGCCGACGAGGACGACGAGCUCACGGAGGAGCGAUGGGCACGAUACCGUGUCGGCGGCCUUGUGGGCCUUGCGUGGCUUGUGCAGCAGCUCCCGGCCAACUCGGUACCACUGUACGAGGAGCUUUCUGCCUUGCUCGAAAACCCUGUGCUCUGGAGCGCCAUCGGCACCACAUCACACCUCCCCGACGUCCAACCCAUCGGACAGCAACCACCAAUCCGCCGUGCCGCAUAUCUCCUGCUCGCGGCGUUUGUCGACGCGUACCCUGCCGAGGUCGAGAAGCCCGACAUGCUGCAGCUCAUCUCGGCCACCGUACUUGGCAACUGCUGGGCCGAGCACGAGGCUGCAGUCUGGGAGGCUGCUGGUCCCGCCGUCGUCAAGUUCCUUACCAAGUUCCGCCAGUCGUGGCUGCUUGCUGAGACUACGAGCGAUGAUGGCGAUGACGAGGGUGACGACGACGACGACGAUGACGAGGACGAUGACGAUACCGAGCCACCUAGUCGCGACGAAGCGGCCAGCGGUGCUGCCACUCCUACUGUCGCGGCACUGCCAUCCUCAAAGGCCUUUGACGCCUUCCUCGACUUCAUUUCGACCAUUAGCCCCUCGGUCCCCCACCUCACCUACCCGCUCCUUGUUGUCGUCAUCUCGACCCUCCCGCCUACUCUCCUUCCCCUCUCCUCACCACCUUCCUUGCCAUUGCAAAACCUGUUCUCCCACAUGUGGUCGCCCGUCGAUGCGCGUCUCCUUGCCACUCAUUCGCUCGGCAGCCAGCCUUCUGCGUUCCAGGCAUUCCUCCAGGCGGCCCUCGAAUCGACCGCUUUCCUUGUUGAGAAGGCCCAGAACACCGGCGAGGCCGAGACAGCCGCUUGGCUGGUGAAGGAGCAGCUGGGCUCCCGUGUCUGGGGCGAGGGUGUCGCUCUUAUGGGCGCAAAGGGCGGUCGCCGCGGUGCCACCCCCGUUGAGACCGAGGCCAAGAUGUGCACCAAGCCCGUGGAGAAGCUUGUUGCGCUCUCGACCUCGCUCGCGGACCUCUUCAUGGUCGAGGUGGAGCGCACGACUCUUGCGGCUUGUUUCAACGACAAGUCGACUUUCCUCGCUCGUGCUCUCAACGCCCUCACCGCGCUGCGCAAGGCGUCCCCUCACAUCGAUGCCGCUGUGGACGCCACAAUUCUCAAGAUCGCCGAGGGCUGCACUGAGCGCCUGUUCCAGCUUGUCGCAGACCAUACAGCCGGUGCUGCCACUCACGCUGAUGCUUUGGUCGGCAUCCUCCGCGCACGCCCCGACCUCUUCCCUCCCCAGCGCAUCGAGGUGCUCUCGCAGGGCUUGCAGGCGCAUAUUCCCGAGCUUAUCGCAUUCACGCCAACUACCGUUGCCGCGCUGUUUGACGCUACAGCUGCUCUUGCAAGCGAGGCCGACAAGGAGGCUCUCCUUGCUAGUCUCUGGGCGUUCCUCGAGUCCGACUCGGUAGAGCAGGUUGCUCGCUUUGCCCUCACCCAGGGUAUUCUCGAAGACUCGACUGUUCUUGUCGGCAACGGCCGUCUUGACACCAUUGCCACCGAGGCCACGCGUGCAGCUCUCACAACGCACGACGCUACGGCCCUUGGCAUCGCCUCUGCCGCGGUCAUUGGUGGCAGCCGUCUCUCGGACUCGGCACGCGCGGGUAUCCUAUCGUCUGUCAGCGCCGUCAUCCAUGACUCGGUUGACUCGCUGCUCACUGAGGGUGCCGAGGUUGCCAAGCCGUCAACAGCCCUGCAGAUCCUCGCUGCCUACGCCGAGGACAGUAUGGAUGCUCUUAUUGCGUCGGACGAGUACAUCCAGGCCGUUGUGGCCACCCACCACCUCGUCGUCCUUCUUCCUCGUCUGGGCCCAUCCGCCCCUCCGGGACCAGCGACCAGGCUGUGGGCCAUCACCCGCAGGCUGAGCCCCGAGUCAGCUGCUGUACUGUCCGCAGCAGUGUCCCAUUCGCUUGCGGAGCUCCUCGGCAGGGUUUCAUGCCGGGUUCCCCCCGACACCCUCGUGGAUGUGGCUCUCGCUACCGACCUCGGCGCCUCGCCUACACCUGCCGCCGUCGCCGGCACACUACUCCCUGCCCCGGCUAUCAUGCUGUCGUUCCUCGAACGUCACACCUCACAGCCUCCUCACCCCACUUUGCCCGUCAUUGACCCCUUGGUGCCAUGCACAACCGAGGUUGAGGGACAGACGUGGCGCGACUCGGACUUUGAUGCUGCUGGUCGUUCCCGUGCGGCUCGAUACGCCGAGGCGGGUCUUUCCCUCCUGCGCGCAGACCGCAGUCUGGUGCAGACCCUCCCCUCACUCCUUCACGUCGCGCUCGGCGCCAUGCUCUUGGCCUCGGACGGUGCUGCCAUCCCUGGCGCGUCGCGUGGACUGUACACCCCACACACCCCUGCCGAGCACCUCGAGCAGGUCGUGCGUGAUGCUGAGGGUGCCCUUAGUUUCUCCCUCAGUCUUGUGGACGAGGCCCCCUUGUCAUGGCACAAGGCAGCCGUCGACCAGCUGCGCGCUGGCCAGCUGGCUGGAGAUGCCGACUACCUCCACCGUCUUCUCUUUGACCUCCGCUCCGAUGUGGUUGCCAAGACGAGCGACGUUGCCCCACGCGCGUUCCGCGAGGUGCUCGCACGUCACCUGCGCAAGUGCGGUGCGGGCGAGAAGGAGGGCGAGGUGUGGCUCAACUAUGCCAUGCAGAUGAGCGAGAAGCUGCCCGAGAUUGCGCUGGCCGCCAUUCUUGCCAUCAAGCCCUUCAUGCACGAGACCAAGGCGUUCGCGACUGCUCAGAACCGUCUGGCCAACGCGCUCACUGGCAUCUCAGUCAAGAAUGCCAACGAGAAGGGCCUUCCGGCCCUGCGUCUCCUCGUCGCCUCGGCUCCUCCUCCCGACUCGACCUCGCUGUUUAUCCCCCAGCAGCGUGCCGUCUUUGUUCUCCGCCACGUCGGCGGCUGGCUCACGUCAGACGACGAGGCGGCCGACGACCUUGACGAGGAGAUGGACGUGCGCGUCGCGGAGAUGUACACCGCGCUUGCGCCAAUCGUGCAGGACCUGGACGGCGCACACUGGGACGCCAUCUUUGACCUCAUUGACGGCGCCCUCGGUUCGACCUCGCUCGACGAGCCUGUGAGCUUCCCGCUCAUGUACGCUGGUCUGGAACUCUUGCGUGAGGUGCGCGACCUCUGUACCACCAACAAGGCCCUCCGCGCCGCUUGGACCAUGAAGGACGAGCACCUCAGUCUCGUGGUCAAGCUCUUCCUCCAGGCGCGUGACGCCGCCAGCGUCCCUCUCCAGCUCAUCCACUCGCUCAUCCUCGACCUCCUCGCCGACGCGAGCGAAAAGGUCAUGGCUGCGGCAGGCUAUGCCGAGUUGUGCGACCUGCUCUCGUUGUCGUCCAGUGCUGCCAUCCAGAGCACCGCCUACCGCCUCCUCUCACAGGUGGUCAAGGCGCGCACCACCGCUCUCGUCCUCGAGGUCGAGACUGCUGUGGCCACCGACGAGACUGGCGAGGUGCCGCAGCCGGAGAUCACGCUCCCCGCCGAGCUUGUCGCGAUUCUCGAGACUGGCCGCCACGUCGACUGGGAGCACCCAGAGCCCACCACAGAGGUUGUCAUGGGCCAGCUUUUGGCGUGGAUGGCGGUCAUGGACCACUUUGACGAUGCCUCGCGUGCGCUCCGCUGGGCGUACCUCGACCAGCUCAACACCUCGCGCCUCCUGGAGGAAGCUCUCCUGCCGUUCCUCUUUGCCAUGCUCGGCGUGUCCGAGGUGGGAGCAUGGAACUUCCCUGCGAGCAACUAUGCCGUGGACGAGUUCUACUGUGAUUUGCUCGAGCCCGAGGGUCUUGCCGACCUUGUCCCUCUCGGUUCACACCUCUUCUACCGCACGCUGGUCACCAUCCCCUCCGCCAUGCGGACAUACUACGAGUCUCUCAAAGACCGCCAGCUCUCCCUCUCCCUCGUGGCCUUUGUGUCGCGCCACUUCUCGCCCGUCAUCAUCGCCCACGAGUUUAGCGCCCUGCGCGAGCCUGGCGCCAUGGCCACUCUCACCGAGGAAGGACUCAACGUCCGUAUCGCGCAGGGAGGCGGCGCGACUGUCGCUGGCGCCGGUGCGGCCGAGGCGAUCGCGUCGUAUGUGGUCGACGAGCAGCCGAUGGAGAUUGGUAUUCGUCUCCCGGCCGAGUUCCCGCUCAAGGGCGUGGACGUGCGCGACCUGCGCAGGGUCGGCGUGCCGGAGAACAAGUGGAGGGGAUGGCUCAUGAGCGUCCAGCAGACUAUUACGAGCAGGAACGGCCUCAUCCUCGAAGCCCUCACAGUGUUCAAGAAGAACGUCGCACUGCACUUUGAAGGUGUGGUCGAGUGCGCCAUUUGCUACUCGAUCAUCAGCGUGACGGACCGCACGCUCCCCACAAAACCGUGCCGUACUUGCAAGAACAGGUUCCACGGCAGCUGUCUGUUCAAGCAGGCACUUGGGGGAGAUGGGGAGAAGGAAGACGAGUAG
Molecule: messenger RNA, 5433 nt
Organism: Apiotrichum porosum
Lineage: Eukaryota; Fungi; Basidiomycota; Tremellomycetes; Trichosporonales; Trichosporonaceae
Exons: 6
Coding region: 1-5433 (1810 amino acids)
Biological process (GO): ribosome-associated ubiquitin-dependent protein catabolic process; rescue of stalled cytosolic ribosome
Cellular component (GO): RQC complex; cytosol
Molecular function (GO): ribosomal large subunit binding; ubiquitin protein ligase activity
Source: RefSeq, a predicted model, not a curated record